Messenger RNA from Centropristis striata (black sea bass), 1797 nucleotides. RefSeq lists its product as uncharacterized. The transcript has 3 exons. The record is from RefSeq and is a predicted model, not a curated record. NCBI's taxonomy places the organism in Eukaryota, Metazoa, Chordata, Actinopteri, Perciformes, Serranidae. The coding region runs from base 426 to 1319 and encodes 297 amino acids.
AAUAUCAUAAAUGUGAUCUAUGUGGUUUAUCCCCCAUAAUGUUCCUUUAAGGAUUACUGGUUCUGGGUUCUUAUGGGUUAAAGGAAGUAAGCACUUCUAUUAUUGUUUUGAAUAGAGAAGAAAGUUUAAUCCCAGCAGCUGUAUUACGCAACCUCCUGUAUCCUGCAGUAACUCUUAUUUUGCUAGUUUCGUUUCCAGUGAAACAGUAACCUAGAGGGAGACGUGCAUGCUUUCACACCAACACACACAUCAGAUCCCUGGCGGCAGCACACUGACUCAGACAACUCAACAAGGAAACGCUGUCUAUAAAAAACACAGAAGGGAAGUUUCGUACCACCGUUACUUUGAGAUCGACUUCCUUGAUGUGAUUAACUCACAUAGCUGCUGAAGUCUGCAGAGGAUUGUGCUUUACUCUUACCGCUCGGAUGUCAGGACGAGUCAUGAGGUGCUGUGUGGUUCUGUUCUUUGCCUUAACUUCUGUCUCAGCGGUACAGAAAAAGCUGGAUUCAAUCAAUGAUUUGAAGAAAAUAAAGUUUGGCCAAUCUGUGCCCAAACACAGUCUAUUGCUGCUCUACUGGUUCGCCAACGAAGUUGACAUCAACGAUAACAACGUCAUCACGCUGACCUUUGACGCAGACGGAGGAGAUUACGGCUCGCAUCACUAUGGCAACUCUGAGGGGCUGUUGGAGCCGCUGCCUCGGGAAAAUGAAUACACCUACUUCACUAUUGGUAAUCUCCAUCAACAAACGUCCAUGCCACUUCCACCUUAUGUUGGACAUCCCAGAGCAGAGUAUGAGGAAGGAAACAGGGACAGGAUCAUAUUUCGUGUCAGGGAGCAGAACAGAGGAAGGAGAUCUUGGCAGAGGAUAGACCAAGUGUACAUCACACAGCAUUAUGCCACUUAUGAACAUCGGGGAACAGGUUAUGAUCCAGCUCGUACCUACAGGAUCACUACUAACCUCUUGAGACAGAUCAGAGAGUUUUCUUUGGGAGAAAACCAACAGCAGCUUUUGUAUCUUAGAAACUACUAUCGAAGUAACGCUGAUGUUUCCCAGAUCAGAAACACGUGGGUUAAUCUUGCUGGCCUUGGACUGCUGUUGUCUAUUGUGAUUCACUCCUCCAACCAAAACAACAAACAAAGUGAUUUUGUGGUGAAUUUCAACGAUGAUGAGGACAAAAAAGCCCCGACUGGGAACAGAAACUCAGGCAGCUACAACACCUCAGAGCCCGUGAACAACGACUGGGGGUGCAUGUCUAUUUGUGCUUUCAUACUUUUCAUUGUAUUGUUUAUUUGUGUACUUUGUUUUUUCUAUUUAUAAGAAAAAAAUAAAACUGUAUUUAUCCUGUGGGAAGUUACUGUGCAACUGUUCCAAUACAAAAUGGGAAAACUGUAAAUAUAAGGACUGCAAAGAUAAAGUGUAAGAAACAAUGUGUGUGCAAAGUGCAAAGCUAAAAAUAUAUUGGCAAUGCAAAAAUCUGGUUAAAAUAUGUUACAUAAUAUAAACAGGUUAACUUUAUCAGUCUGGUUGGGAUUGCAUAUAGAUAUGUAUGCACAAUGUCAAAUCUGAAGUACCAAAAGGAACACGUCUCUAUUACAAUAUGCAAUAAAUGAAUCCAUGAAUGAUUAAAGGCUGUGCUGUACAUUAAUUAUGACAACUAUGGCUAGGAGAAACAUGGUGACCAACCAAUCUAAAAUCACCACAUCACAGGUUCAAAUUGACCACAUUUCUUAGGCCAUUAAAUGCAUUAAAAUCAGAAUCAGAAAUCUGACAUGAAUAUACCUUACAACAUGGGUCU